Exophiala xenobiotica is the source of this 3603-nucleotide messenger RNA. RefSeq lists its product as uncharacterized. Bases 506 to 3205 code for a protein of 899 amino acids. NCBI's taxonomy places the organism in Eukaryota, Fungi, Ascomycota, Eurotiomycetes, Chaetothyriales, Herpotrichiellaceae. Gene Ontology annotation, cellular component: nucleus. The record is from RefSeq and is a predicted model, not a curated record. Gene Ontology annotation, molecular function: DNA binding. The transcript has a single exon.
CGACCUACUGUGCACCCUUCGCUUGACAGGAAAUAUCGUCCAUGGAGGUCUCGCCUGAGCCCUUCAUCCAAAGGCAUUUCAUUACUGGGUAGGCAGAGGAGUUGGCACGCACGAAAUGAUCAACCCUGGAUCCCUGCCAUCUUCAAUUCCCUGCCACCCACUUUGCCCACCGCCUGCGCCUUGACUGCCAACUACAUCAUACGAGCCUGAGCCUGAGCCUGAGCCUCCGCAAUAAUUGCAAACGUGACACGACAACUUUUACUCCCAAUAAUCGUUGUCACUCUAUCUAUUCACCUCGUUGUCGUCUAGCUGUUCCCUGCGCCCUUCCGCCUUCAAACCCCUUGGGAAAGUCCAAGAUUGUGACAAAGUCAAAGAUCUACCGGCCUAAGCGCCGUAGGACAAUCGCAAUCUCUCCACAUCGAAUCCCCGGACGCAAAUGAUACCCGCGAUAUAAGCGCCUUGACCACUUCCACAGCAGGUCGCAUCAUGCAACCUACGGUCCAACAUGCCUUCCAAAGUGCGAGAUAACAGCGCCGAGAGGCGGCGAGAAAAGAAGGAGUCUACAAAAUCAGAAAAGGAAAGAGACAGGAAAGACAAAGACAGGGAUCGAGACAGAGACAAGGAAAGGCACCGAUCCCAUCGAAAAGUUGCAACAAAAGAAAAGACAUCGUCAAGAACAUCCCUUUCACCGGUCGACAACAAGAGACGAUCCUCAAUGCCUGGAAAAGUCGACGAUGUACCUUUCAAGUCGGAUUCAAAAUCUAGUCUACCAUAUCCAUCUUUUUCCAAAGAGCACAGUCGUGAGGCUGUCGGGACAGCUGCCCGGCCAGUGUUGAAUAUCUUCACACCUCCUGCAACAGACCUGAAUGCUUCCAAGGACAGACUAUCAGCAUCGAAACAUACUCCGACCGCACACAACGCACCUCCCAGUCCGCCUCUGACUGAUCAGAACGCAGGCUCGGGAAAGUGGAAGUCCAAUGCAGGGAAGCCAGUCUGUGUGCAAACGAUACCUGAAGAAGAGAGAUCCUCGAAUGGGGACAAAGAUGCAAGAGUCAAGAUUCGAUUACGGCCACAAUCAACCAGAUCGAAUGGUCAUCUGCGCAGUACAUCGGAACUGGGCACCGACAGUUCGCCGGUCAGGAAACCUCGAGAGGCAUCAGACAACCUUCCCAAAGCCUCUACACCGCUCCGCAACAAUAUUCCGCAGAGAUCUGUCAGUCAGCCGACCAGGACAGGGUCCCCUGCUACGCCAACAACUGCGACCGAAUCAGUCGCAAAUACCAGUUCAGAUGCCACCUCCAUAGCACCUGAACAGCCUAGUAUUCAACGGCCUGGGUCCAAAGUACCACAGGCUGCUGUAUUUCAAGAUGUCCAGACUCCCGGCACGAUCUAUCCUCAGUCAAGGGGGAUUAGUCCGCUGGAAGUCUUUGUGGAACAAGAGUCGUCGUUAUCAUCAGGGACACCUGGUGUUAAUUCUGCCACACCUGGCCCCCCGCCUCCGCCGCCUCCUCCAGCUCCCGUGGCCGUUCCCAGAGUGGACUACCUUCUUCAGUACGGUGGCUUACAUCACCCUGUACCCAAAAAUCUUCUGCUGGCAGGCAAGCCUAUGGCGAUCCAGCAAGCACAGUCGCCGACACAGACUCCGAUCGUGGUUGCACACCUCUUCGAACCAUACAUAGCGCUUCUGGACGACUUUGAAAGAGUCAUGUUGAAGAAUGGGUCUCUGGCAGUUGCAACCGGCUACCGUUCAGUUGCACGGCGGCUCCUCGACAGGCUUGAAGCAGUUUUUGCACGUGACAUUUCUUCUGAAGCAUGCCGAUGCCCAAUGUGCGAGUACGACCUCUCAGAAGACGUUAGAUGCGUCAGCUGGGGAGAAGUUCUUGAACUGGUGUCAGGAAGGAAAGAUCUCCCUGCUUGGCCUCCCUUCGCCUUUACGCAGUCGCCUAUAGGUCUAGGUAUCUCACUCGAGUUCCACGUACCGAUGCAGAAGCUGGACAUGGAUGUUCCUGACGAGUACCGAGAGCAUUACAUUCGACAAUCGCGGAAGACCAAACAAAGUGUGGACAAAUGGCUCAAUCGGCAGAGUGACAAUCCGAGCUCCCCUCCUGAAGAAGUCGACGAAGAGACUCUCACGUUCGCCAUCCUGACACACCUCCCAGCCGACCAGCGACCGGUCUUCAAAGACUUGCUUGGCAUCGUAGAUCGACCUAUUGAACCUCCAAGGCGAAUACCGACGCCAGAACUCCAAUCGCAGAACGGUACAAUCCGCCCUCCGCAACCUACACCCACGCCGGCUCCAGCUGUUAAAGUCAGACCAACACAUAUCGCAAUCGCGUCACAGGCUAUCCAGCGACUCUACCGACUCCACACAGUGCCACGAGAUUCCGAAUCAGCGCUGUUCCUGCUCAACAACCCAACGUUGCACAACGCCCUGGCCACCCUCGCCGCCAUCUCAAACGAUGAGUGGGAAAUCUUGGUCUCAGGCCGCUUCGACGGGUUUCUGCGGAGUGGAGCCGAAGACGCUCCUCCCUCACUACACGAUCUGCCUUCUUCUCGUGGCCCAACCCCACAGAGGCCGUCGACUAGAGGCGUCACACCUGGCCAUGCCGGCGCACACGUCAACGGCAACACCUGCACCAGUGCAAACGGCUACCGCUCCCGGCAAGGAAGUUAUACACAGCCAUAUCCAACCGGUAAUGCGCAAUACGGCGCGCCCAUCGCAUUCGACGAAGAGACCGAGCUGGCAACACUCGCCGAGAUCGAGCGCGACAUCUAUGCGGGCAUGGAGGCGCUCGAAGACGCAUUCGAGGCGCUACACAAUAAAGCAGAGAUCGUGCGGCGGGCGCUGCGCGAACGAUCGGCCGGUCUCGCUGCGGCGCAGCAACGACGACGUGGUGGGACCGUCGGCGGAGGCAUCGAAGUCCGAAUGGACACGCCCGCAAGCGUUUACGACGGCGGCGGCGGCCCCGGUGGUCCAGCAGACAUGAUGAAUAAUGGCGGACGCUGGGAAGGCGAGACUGAUGAUGGACUCGGUGAAUGGGACGGCUUCAGCGAGAUCGCGCCAGACGAUUCGGCCAGUAAUAUCUCCAGCGCGCGCCGGCGGAGGCCGAAAAGACGGAAUGAGAGACGCACGCCCGCGCUGAUCGAGGAGGAAGAUGAGUUUGAUGAUGGGAGUGAAGGGACGGGGAGUCCGAGGAAGCGAUAGAUGAAAGCGAUGAGUACCAGUUAAGGGAUCCACCAUGAUGGAGGGACCGGAGUUGCAUAUCAUAGCGCAUACGGAGCUUGGAGUACGGCGUUUGCGCAGGAGUGAUGGAUUCCUGGGAUAACAGACCACAGACCAGAGUCCGCAGUCCGCCGAGCUCAGAUCUGGGCAAAGGUCAAAAUUGCCUGGGAUUUCAGCGAGAAGGACGGAGGCUAGGCACAUUGCACGAAACGUCCUAUACAGCAGGUCGAUCGGCAUGGAAAAUGUGAAAUGUUUGUGUUUGGUAUUCGAAUGCGGAUUGUCCUGUCAUUGUAAUUGUGCCAUGUGUUCACUAAUGAGGAAGAACGAUGAAGAUACGAGUACGCCAGCUGCGUUUGGUGAUCCAUAUCAUUUGACCAUCC